AUGCCGAGUCACAAUUGGUUUUCCUCCCUCACCCUUCUCUCGAGACUCUCCUUUCAAGUGGGGCUGGCACUAUUCCUCGUCGUCGUUAUUGCACCAGCCCGUGCAGCACCGGUCUCUCUGGAAGGGACCGUGACCGUUGACACCAGUGCCUGCUUCGCGGACGCGGUCAUCAUCUACAACCUGGCAAGCUACCUAGUCGGCAACUACGUCAUCCAUGCCGCCGCGAUCCCCGUCGGAGCAGACAUCGGACGAUACGGACAGAAGGUUACGCGCCGGGACAAUUGGCGAUGGAACCUGUGGCUCAACACAAUCUCGCUGUUCCUACCCUUCUUCGCGCUCUCGAGAACGCUUAUCCUGCUCGCUCAGCAGGUCAGGAGCGACGGAGACGGCGUCCUCGCUGCGCUUCUACACGGGGCUCUUCUCGUCGUGGUGAGAGCUCCGGAUUGGCAGCCUAGCACGAGGGAUGAGGUCGUCUACACGAGGCUCCCUACAAAGUUCGCCCAACAGAAUGAUACGCCGUAUGGAGCCUCGCUCCCGGAAGCCACCAUCGUGCUCGAUGCUGAAGGGGAGGAACACGCCUACCAGCCAACAACCGCCGAUGACCACAUGCUCCACGGCAUAGCGAGUCCACCACCAGGCUACACACUGGCAACACCCGUGCGCAAGGGCUACGCCGAGUUUCUCAUCAAGAAACAUAUCAACGACACGAAACGGCUGAAGGUGCAUUACCGCCCGGGCUUCAUUGUCACGCUGCUGUCGCUCGCCCAGAUGGUCAUCGGCACGUUCAGCCUGUACGUCUCGCAGACGACCCAGAUCCCACGCUGGGGGUACGCGGCGUACGGCCUCUCCGUGACCCCCUACGUGAUCAUGUCCGUCAUGAACCUGCUCUGCGGGGUCUUCGUGGACAGCUACACGUGUGCGCAACUCCUGCGGACUCCCAUACUCGAGGAGUCAGUGCGGCGGGGCGAUACUAACACGGAAUACGACGGGACUAUCGGCACCGUGAAGAAGGAGUGCAUGCCCCAGAACUGGGGCACGGACCCCCUAAGCCAAGGAGACUAUGUCGCAGUGCGGAUGCGCACAGAGGACCGGAAGAAGAGCGGUGGCUCCAAAGAGACGAUCCUCGUUGUUACAUUGGACGGAAAGAGCAGGGAGUACCGCCUCGUUCGCGCAGGCCGCGAGGCCGCAGGGGCAGGAGGUACAACACAAGCCGGAUCCUUUCCGCCAGCGGAACCCGUGGUGAAGUUCGCGGUGUCCGCAUUCAGCCACGAUGGUCCUCCGCCCAAAGAUACAGUGAGGAGGCUGGAAGCAAUUACGCCGCGCGAGAGGACAACCAUCAUCUCCCUGUUCCUCCUCGCGAUGAUCCUGCCGCACGUCGUGGUAUACGCACUCACCGGCUAUCGGCCCAAUCACAGCACUGUGGCCCAGAGGGCGUGGAUGAUGGCAUGGCUGGCGGCUGACCAGUUCUCCGCCUGCUCGACGCUCGGGUGCUGGAUUUUAUGGAAGAAGAAGCACAACGUCAUCCCGGACGGAGUCCAGAGGGCCUGGUACGCCGGUCUUAUGGUGGCAGGAAUGGGAGGCUUCGUGACGCUGGCACAAAUGUAUCUGCAGGACCAGGGUUACCAGUUCCAGACAUGUUAGUUGUGGUAACGCUCACAUGCACAUGUUAUGAUUAUGCUCUUCAUGUCACACUAUGUAUUGCCGUGGACCGACUCGGGUGAUUUUGAUGGACCUUCGUAACUCAUCCUAUU
Molecule: messenger RNA, 1751 nt
Organism: Rhodofomes roseus
Lineage: Eukaryota; Fungi; Basidiomycota; Agaricomycetes; Polyporales; Fomitopsidaceae
Exons: 2
Coding region: 1-1641 (546 amino acids)
Source: RefSeq, a predicted model, not a curated record